CAGGAGCAUUGUCCGUUGACAAUCAUCUCAUAUAAUUAAUUUCAGCGUUGACGCCGUGCCUGGUGUUCAUCCCAGUCAUUUUCCCUCUCGUCUUCGUCACAACACGAGAAUCGUCUCAGAGUGAAAAACGAAAGAGCGCAGAGUGGUUUUCGAUCAUUCCAAAAACAGGAACUGGUGAGUGAGUAUUAGAGUGUGUUUUGCUCAAUUGGGCAGUGAGUGUCCGUCGGCAUACUAGAGUAAUGUUUGUCGUGACAACUAACGCAAGACUAAGAUUCAUAUUAACAAGAGGCCACGAGCCACCAACAUCAACAUGAAGUCUAUCGGAAGGCUGUUGUACGACAGCGGACGCAGGUCUAUUUCGCAAAGAAACUGGCUGCAGUCUUCUUCUUCGGGUUCAAUAUUCGAGCUGCGCAGUCUAAGUCUUGACACACCGGAAGCAGGAGCUCGGCGAGCUUGGUUGAAUACAUGCAGUAGGCGUACCAUGAUGGGCUCUGAAGCAGAGCCGGUACGGACGCCUAAUAUUGCCACUACCCCGACCGACAUGCAGGUUGAAAACUCCGGCAAAAUCAGCACGAGUCAGUCUAAUCGAACGAGAAAUGCACUGAACAUGGCGGAUGACGUCAAAAAACUCAUCCUACGGAAAGAGCUACAACCGUCUUAUUCAACAAACCGCGUGGGUAUCGUAUCGACCUGCUCUGCGACGCCAUGCGCGCAAUCGACUCUGGUUUCGAGUUUUACACAUUGCCGGUACGCUGGCCGGCAACCACAUUGUACAAGUAUCGGAGCAGUCAUGCAGACGUGUGGUUACCCCUCGUAGUGAAAACAACAUCGACCGCGAUCCUAUCUCGGAAGAUAUAGAUACGUGUCAACACAAACCUUGAUACCGGGGACGAGGUGCUAUUCGACGACGACCAAGAGCCCAGCUACCGAUUCAAGUAUUCGAGAAGCAAAAAGAUGGACUCGUUCCUGCAAAUCCACAUUGGUAUUGCUCCUGCUGCAGCUGCAAAGUUCUUUGUCUACGAUCCUUUCACGCGGUAUGAUAAAGCGACUAACUCUGGCGAUAAAAAGAUGAAAGUGCGGAGGGGCCGCGGAGAACAAAGGCCAAAGUUCUUAUUUCGUUCCUUUGAGGGGGCACUGGACCCACACUCUCUGGCUGACGUUUUGUGCGAGAACUGGCACGCUUCCACGCCUCUAUCCCGGUAUGAUUGCUUUCGUUCAGUGACGGCGACGAUGGAUAAUCCAAAUCAAAUUGUCGCGUCCACCGCAUUGGCCGAAGCCGAUAAACUUUUGUAUCAUCCAAAUGGUUUGCGCUUGAGUUUCCCACCGCCGUGUUUCCGGACUCUCCACAACAGUCUGCUAAACGAGCACAGGAUCGUUCAUCGAAUUGCGAUCAACCGUUCGCAGUAUUUCGGGAAGGAGAUUAAGCUGUCGACCAGGUUCAACAAUAGCGGUUCAGGAAGAGAGCGUCCAUUAAGUGUUCAAGAAAUAGAGUGCCUGGAUUUUGUUAUUGUGCUGGACUACGAGCAGGCAGAGCUGCAAAACUUACGGGGGCUUUUUUGCUUGCCGAAAAAAGAGGUCAUUGAAUGUCUCACCACGUCAGAAAGAAGAGCUAGGUCGCAGCCCCACCGGCAACACGAAUGCAGCGAAAUAAAAACCUUUGGUCUGUACCCACCUGCCGUUGUACCACGGCUAACCUGGGCAAAGACAAAAGAAAAGGCGAUGAGACAGAUGGAUUACUACAUUGAUCCCUCCUUGAGCGGUGCAGGAGAGAAAUUGAAGAAUAUUUAUUUGCGCAACAACAAUACAUCUGCAUGAAUACCUAUGUAUACUUAUCAGCAUACCC
Amoebophrya sp. A120 is the source of this 1843-nucleotide messenger RNA. NCBI's taxonomy places the organism in Eukaryota, Dinophyceae, Syndiniales, Amoebophryaceae. The record is from the annotation of a GenBank genome assembly.